AAACUAGUACAUCAGAACAAGCAUGGCCGACGUACAAGACGAUCAAGCUGUGGAAGAAACAGCUUCGAAAGAAGAUGUCCCCGUGAACGGCGUUGAAGAUGAUGCUGACAACGAAGGGGGGUCAUCGGAACAAGUCAAGAAGAAGAAAAAGCGGAAGAAGAAGAAAAAGACAGGAGGCGAAGGGGAUGGAGCAGCUGAUGGUGAAGAUGGCGAUGAGGUGAAAGAAGUAACAGAGAAGAUUGAACAAGCAAACUUAGAUGAUGACCAAGAGGAAGGAGAAGGUGAAACAACUGCUGUUGGGAAGAAGAAGAAGAAAAAGAAGAAGAAGAAAGGUCCGAAACAGCAGACAGUGCCCCCAUCCAUCCCUAUCUGCGAGCUGUUUACAGAGGACAACUACCCGGAGGGACAGAUCAUGGAGUACCCCAUCCUUCAGGACAAUCGUACAGCCAAGGAUAGGUUCAGCAGUGAGGAGAAGAAAGCGUUGGACCAGGCUCAUACAUCCCUGUACCAGGAAGUCCGCCAGGCAGCGGAGGCUCACAGACAGACGAGGCAGUAUAUGAAAGACUUCAUCAAGCCAGGGAUGAAGAUGUUUGAUAUCUGUGAGACCCUGGAAGGUAUUGCCAGGAAGCUGAUCAAGGAGAACGGUUUGGAGGCAGGGUUGGCAUUCCCCACUGGGUGUUCCCUGAAUCACUGCGCUGCCCACUACACACCCAAUGCUGGGGACCAGACCGUCCUGCAGUACGAUGAUGUCUGCAAGAUUGACUUCGGAACUCACAUUAAUGGCCAUCUGGUAGAUUGUGCUUUCACGUUGACGUUUAACGACAAGUACGACAAACUGCUUCAGGCUGUGAAAGAUGCAACAAAUACGGGUAUUAGGGAAUGUGGCAUAGAUGUACGUCUGUGUGAUGUUGGCGAUCGCAUACAGGAAGUCAUGGAGUCAUAUGAGGUGGAGCUUGAUGGCAAGACAUAUCCAGUGAAGUCUAUCCGGAAUCUCAACGGUCACUCAGUGUCCCAGUACAGGAUCCAUGCGGGGAAGACUGUGCCGAUCGUGAAGGGAGGGGACCCCACAAAGAUGGAGGAGGGGGAGUUCUACGCCAUUGAGACAUUUGGCAGCACAGGAAAAGGUGUGGUCCAUGAUGACAUGGAGGUUUCACAUUACAUGAAGAACUUUGAAGUUGGACAUAUUCCACUCAGGUUGACAAAGUCCAAGCAGCUGCUGAAUGUGAUCAACCAGAACUUUGGAACAUUAGCUUUCUGUCGCCGCUGGUUGGACCGUCUCAACCAGACCAAGUACUUGAUGGGUCUGAAGAACUUGUGUGAUGUGGGGAUAAUUGACCCCUACCCUCCACUCUGUGACAUUAAGGGCUGUUACACAGCACAGUUUGAGCACACCAUCAUCCUCAGACCUACCUGUAAAGAAGUGGUAACAAGGGGAGACGACUACUGAGUGAUUGGAACUCUCCACAGUGGAGGCAGCAUGUUGUAGAUGACCAGAACACAUGGUCACCACAGUCGUCGACAAAGAUGAACUUGAAGUAUGCAUCAACUGCCAGCUGGUUUCAGGUUUAUUAUAGCACAACGAUGCUGCGAAGUUUCUCCGAUAACGAUCUUUAAAUUGACGUAUAUGAACGAAGAUUUCGGACACAGUUUCAUUCUACAGUUUGUGUCACAAUGUAAAGUAUGCAACAGAGCCAUAGAAGACUUCAAUACUGCGAGCAUCAGGGUAUCUCUACCUUUGUUGUUUUCACAGGGGACUGACACUGUUUAUGUGAUUAUUAAUACAAAGGGUGACAGUUUUUGAAAUUGAUAUCUUUCAAACGGAUUAAGUCCAUGCUGAGUAAGAACAGCCGUAUGUUCAUCACCAGAGAUGAUUUUCCUCAUUGUUGAUGUUACCAUAGUUACUGCUGUACUGUUGCCAUUGGUAUUACAUCAUUCAGGCUUUGUCCCGAAAGUGUAGAGACUGUCGAACAUUUUGGAAAUAUAACUGUCAAUGAUG
Molecule: messenger RNA, 1996 nt
Organism: Haliotis rubra (blacklip abalone)
Lineage: Eukaryota; Metazoa; Mollusca; Gastropoda; Lepetellida; Haliotidae
Product: methionine aminopeptidase 2-like
Exons: 12
Coding region: 23-1447 (474 amino acids)
Biological process (GO): proteolysis
Molecular function (GO): metalloaminopeptidase activity
Source: RefSeq, a predicted model, not a curated record